Molecule: messenger RNA, 2299 nt
Organism: Sceloporus undulatus (fence lizard)
Lineage: Eukaryota; Metazoa; Chordata; Lepidosauria; Squamata; Phrynosomatidae
Gene: RUNX3
Product: RUNX family transcription factor 3
Exons: 5
Coding region: 103-1353 (416 amino acids)
Biological process (GO): hemopoiesis; regulation of transcription by RNA polymerase II; regulation of cell differentiation
Cellular component (GO): nucleus
Molecular function (GO): ATP binding; RNA polymerase II cis-regulatory region sequence-specific DNA binding; DNA-binding transcription factor activity, RNA polymerase II-specific
Source: RefSeq, a predicted model, not a curated record
CCUCUAGUCGGGGCUGGAGCUCUUCUGGGGGGACUUGAGAGGUGAGAGCGAAGAGGGGCGAUCCCUUGGCCGGGGCCCCCCCAUCUAACGCCGGCUGUUGUGAUGCGUAUUCCCGUAGACCCCAGCACCAGCCGGCGCUUCACCCCUCCCUCCACGGCCUUUCCUUGCGGCAAGAUGGGCGAGAGCAGCAGCGGCGGCGGCGGCGGCGGGGCCCUCCUCGGGGCGGCCUCCGUGGGGCCCGGGGCCCGGGUCCGGAGCGAGGCGGCGGCUGCAGCGCGGUCGGUGGUCGACGUCUUGGCCGAUCACCCGGGGGAACUGGUCCGCACCGACAGCCCCAACUUCCUCUGCUCCGUCUUGCCUUCUCACUGGCGCUGCAACAAGACCCUCCCCGUCGCCUUCAAGGUAGUAGCCCUCGGAGACGUCCCCGAUGGGACUGUGGUAACCGUCAUGGCUGGCAACGAUGAGAAUUACUCAGCUGAGCUUCGAAAUGCUUCUGCGGUGAUGAAAAACCAAGUGGCCAGGUUUAAUGACCUUCGCUUUGUCGGACGGAGUGGCCGAGGGAAAAGUUUUACAUUGACAAUUACCGUCUUCACAAACCCCACUCAAGUUGCCACCUAUCACCGCGCCAUUAAAGUGACUGUCGAUGGACCCCGGGAGCCGAGAAGGCACAGGCAAAAGCUGGAAGAGCAAGCAAAAUCCUUCCCCGAUCGUUUUGGAGAACUGGAGCGGCUGCGGCACUCUAUGAGAGUCAACCCCACAACCCCGAACCCCCGAGGAACCCUGACCACUCCUGGGCACUUUGGAACACAAGCUCAAAGCCAGAUCCAAGGCACAUCAGAAUUGAGUCCAUUCCCUGAUCCACGCCAGUACGACCGGCCUUUUUCUGCAUUGCCAGGCCUCACUGAGACCAGGUUUUCAGACCCCAGGAUGCAUUACCCUAGUGCGAUGUCGGCGGCCUUUCCAUACACAGCUACACCUUCUGCUACGGGGAUUGGCGGCAUCAGCAUGACCAGCAUGCCCACCACCACACGGUUCCACCAUACUUACCUUCCUCCACCAUACCCCAGCUCCACCCAAAACCAGAGUGGAGCUUUCCAGACCAACCCUUCACCUUACCACUUGUACUAUGGUACAUCAUCCGGGUCUUACCAAUUCUCCAUGGUGGCAGGAGGAGAGCGCUCACCAACAAGAAUGCUUCCUUCUUGCCCAGGCGCAUCAGCUGGAAACAACUUGAUUAAUCCCAGCCUCGCUAACCAGAACGACGGUGUUGAGGCUGAUGGUAGCCACAGUAACUCACCUACAGCCAUGACAACAACUGGGAGAAUGGAUGAAGCUGUCUGGAGACCAUAUUGAAAAGGGACAAGUGAACCAGGCACCUUCUGCUUUAACUGAAUUUAAAAAGCCCAACCAUGUCCUAUGUUGGUUGUUAAAAGGAAGAGAUCAUCCAAAGAGCCACAGGCAACAUUUUCCAACACGUAUCACAAAGUGAAAUUGCUCUUGUACAAAGUAUAGGUAAUUAAGUUAAUUAAGUAAAGGCAGACAGGAGAUGGGCUGGACCUUUUAUACAUUUCAAGACAAAAAUUCCCUUCAGUCCUUGAGGUUCCCCUUAGCCAACGGUUUAUUGUGUCCUGAAUGUACAUAGAAUGGAAAUGCUUUAAUCCUUUGUAGCAAUAAUGGUUGUAUGUGAAAAGCUUACCCAAUCAUCUCAGAGGCCAUGAAUUGUCUAUAUGAAUGAACAAAUGAAUGAGGUACUUCACUCUCUAGAUACCAGGGCUGGCGACAAACAUAUGUGAAUCCAGGUCAAAAUGAAGCCGAACCUGAACACCACUAUUUUCUGCACCAUACUCCUUUUACUCUUCAGUGGUGGCCUUACCAGGAGGCAAUGUAAGGUCGUCACGUCAGGCUGCAAAUUUUGGAUGUCAUUAAGUGUGAUGGAGUAGAAAUCUAACACACACAUCUCCUACACUAGCCACAUUCAAAGCUGAACACAGCUGCUACCUGCUUUCAUGGGCCUUCUGCAAAAUAAGAACAAAAAUUGGGAAAUGGUGACAGGCUAGUAGUUGCACUAAGAUGCCACUGACCAUGCUGGCUGGAGGUUCUGGGAGUUGUAGUCCAAAAAAAUCAACUUAAAGUUAAAAAUCUUUCCAUGCAUAAAAUACAUGAAAAGUCAUGUAUGAAAACAGGUACUGUUCCCUCUAUCUUCUGGGGCACAGAUUGCGGACUGGGCCCUGUUUUUCCUCCUGCUUCUGGUUCCAAAAUCUAUAUUAAAAGACUGCACAUUCAUCUCCCCAGUUGCUGC